Dendrobium catenatum is the source of this 1649-nucleotide messenger RNA. Its product is annotated as BTB/POZ domain-containing protein At1g55760. Lineage: Eukaryota; Viridiplantae; Streptophyta; Magnoliopsida; Asparagales; Orchidaceae. The record is from RefSeq and is a predicted model, not a curated record. The transcript has 5 exons. Gene Ontology annotation, molecular function: protein binding. The coding region runs from base 328 to 1305 and encodes 325 amino acids.
GGGAUAAAGCCUAAAAUAAAAUAAUAAACCUUUUUUUAGGGAGUCAUUGCUUCUUCAUCUGCAUAGAAGAAAUUCGCACGCAUUUGCGUGUUGGACUCAUCAACGAAUUAUGCAUCCCUUUAAAUCUCUUGCGGCGAGGAAGAAGAAUUGCUGUAGAUUUGAGAUUUCCUUGGGAACCAUUCUUGUCGAUGGUUUGGUGUUCAUGAGAAGGAAAGUGAAGCAGAAGCCAAGCUGGGAAAGGCCGGUGAGCUGUCGGGAAUAUUAGAUUGCAUAAAUGAGGUCACCGCAGCGAUCGCGGCGGCAGCUUCAUCAUCGUCGUCGGUGGAGAUGAGCGAGUCGGCGUACAGAGUCGAUACCAUUUCCAGGCUUGCUCAAUGGCGGAUCGAAGCCCUUUCUUCUUGUACAUAUCGCAAGUCUGACCCCUUCAAGAUCGGCCUCUGGAACUGGUACUUGACUGUGGAGAGAAAUAAACAAUUGUUUGUGAAACUGUACCCUGAAGCAUCAAGUGUGGCAAGGGUGCAGCCACCGAUUGCCUCCUUUAUCAUCAAACUUGUGUCUUGUUCUGCUCCUAUCCGAAAAGCCCUUGCUCAUCCAGGAGUUUGUGACAAACAACUAAAAAACAAUGAAGAUUUUAUCUGGGCAGUAGACACAACAUUUGUGGGAAAGUUUAUCAUCGACGUGGAAUUCCUAGAUCUCAAGAUUGUGCCCCAACCUGGUCGAGAGCCCUCAUCCAUCUGGUCCGGUUACUUCAACAAAGAACAUUCUCUCUCCACUGCCCUAAGCUCCCUUGCCAGAAUGCUAACUGAAAGCAUUCGCACUGAUAUCACCAUCAAUUCUAGCAGUGGCAGCAUUGGCGCACACAGGGCUGUACUGGCCACAAGGUCCCCUGUCUUCCUGAGCAUGUUCUCCCACAAUCUCCAAGAGAAUGAGCUUUCUACUGUGAACAUCUCUGACAUGUCAUUUGAGGCUUGCCAAGCCUUUCUCAACUACAUCUAUGGCAACUUCCAACCUGAUGAGUUUCUAACUCACCGUAUAGCUCUUCUCAGAGCUGCAGACAAAUAUGACAUCUCUGAUCUGAAGGAGGCUUGUCAUGAUAGUCUCUUAGAAGAUAUUGACGCCAUGAACGUGCUUGAGAGACUUCAGACGGCUCAUCUGUACAGACUUCCAAGGCUGAAGACUGGUUGCUUGAGGUAUCUGGUGAACUUUGGGAAGAUUAUUGAGAUCCAUGAUGACUUCAAUUUGUUUCUGCAGAGUGCAGAUAGGGAGCUCAUAGCUGAAAUCUUUCAUAAAAUUCUGGCUGCAUAGAGGGCUUCUAUGGCUAAAGUUUCGUUUGGGAUAACUUUCUUAUUGCUUUCUUAAACAGCUUUUUAGUACAAAUAUUUCUUCAACUAAAAAAUUUUGUACUAAAAAUCUGCUUCAGAAAACAAUAAGAAAGCCGUCCCAAACAAAGCCUAAAUCUCGCAUCAUUUGCUGGACUGUUAGCGUGUGGCGUUUGGUUUUACUGAUGAUUGUUUGAUGUAUAUAUGGGUUAGUGGAAACAGACGAUACAAAGAUACUGUACAGGAUUACAUUCCAUUGCAGUGCAUUCUUUGAUUCUGGAUGUCAAAUAUAUUAAACUUUUAAUGAAAAUUGCUUUGGUACAUGACUCA